Messenger RNA from Puccinia triticina, 636 nucleotides. RefSeq lists its product as uncharacterized. The transcript has 6 exons. Lineage: Eukaryota; Fungi; Basidiomycota; Pucciniomycetes; Pucciniales; Pucciniaceae. The record is from RefSeq and is a predicted model, not a curated record. Bases 1 to 636 code for a protein of 211 amino acids.
AUGUCCAUUGAAAAGGCAAAACAAGAUCAAUUUUUCAACGGACUGUAUCAACACCUAACGCAACUCUACAAAGGCACACCUUCUCGCGAUGAACAAGGAAUACUAAGGGGUGGUCGUAUUGUGUCGCAUGAAGAUUGGGCAAUCUUCCGAGCACGAGAAGCACUUGAUACUAAGAUCCAUGAAUAUCAGGACGCUGUACAUGACAAAACGCAUUCAAAUAAGGAACUCGACGCACAAUUAGACGAGAUUUCUAAGUCCCUCUCUUUGAUUGAUAAAAAAAUUAUCAGUCAAGCUGAGAAAAGUGAAAAAGAAACACCUCAUAGGCCAGUUGGGUCGUUUAACCCAGGUGACGACUUAUCCCAGGAAGCUGCCUCGAUUAAUUUCAUGAAAUUGAUGCACAAAGAUUGCAUUGAAGAAGUCAUCAAAUCAGAAAGGUCAUUUAUCAACAACCUGGGGUAUUUCACUGGAUAUCAUCUGCAAUGGAUUGAGGCAGCUGUUCGCGCCAAGUUAGCGAUGGCAUCUGAAGGAAUGGGACUUCUUGACUAUCAGAGUUUGAAAAGAUUAAUACGGCACAUUCAUCGACAGGAAUGUUUUAGAGCACUAAUCAAUAUAAUCAAUAGCCACCGUCUCCCAUGA